Messenger RNA from Lucilia sericata (common green bottle fly), 2966 nucleotides. It is a transcript of the gene nAChRalpha2, whose product is annotated as acetylcholine receptor subunit alpha-like 2. Gene Ontology annotation, molecular function: acetylcholine-gated monoatomic cation-selective channel activity; transmembrane signaling receptor activity. The transcript is spliced from 8 exons. The coding region runs from base 1031 to 2722 and encodes 563 amino acids. Gene Ontology annotation, cellular component: synapse; neuron projection; postsynaptic membrane. NCBI's taxonomy places the organism in Eukaryota, Metazoa, Arthropoda, Insecta, Diptera, Calliphoridae. The record is from RefSeq and is a predicted model, not a curated record. Gene Ontology annotation, biological process: regulation of membrane potential; chemical synaptic transmission; monoatomic ion transmembrane transport.
AGUAUAAGUCCUGUGAUUUUUGAGCACAGGACAGCGGAGAGUGUAGUUUGACAAGAAAAACGCCAAAAAGGCAGAAAUAAACGAAAUUCAUAAAGAAGAAAAAAAUUAAUAUACAUACAUUUUAAAGGGAAUUUUCGUUUCGCUUGCUUUUGUUUAUUUUCUUUUCAUUAAGUUUUAAAAUUUAUUUUAAAAUAAUAAAGUGCUAAAAUAGUGAACUAAUUUAUAAUACAUCGUGAUACAAAUUUGAUAUUUUUAAACCUCUUUUACCCUUAAAUUUUUACAAACAAAUUGAAGGUUUGGCAAAUGUCAAACUUUCAUUUGACAACUAAAGCAUUUGACAUUUUGAAAAGUGGAGACUUUUUAGCAAAGCAGAUAUUUUAGUACUUGAAGGUAGUACUAAGUUUCCAUAGACGUCAUUGCCAUUAACGAGGGAGACACAUCCUUUCCCAACACAAUGGAACACACACUAAAAUAUAAAUAGAAAUAUAAUCAAAAAGAAGCAAAAACUAAAAGAUAAACAAACAAUCAGUAUAGAAUAGAGCAUCAAGAAAAAACAAAAAAAAAAUACACACACACAUUCAUGCACAGACGCACACUUUAUAUACAGAUUAUUUGUAGGUGUAUGCAUGUAAUAACAACACAAACUAUUUAUCUAUGCUCGUAUUUGUUUGUAAAUAAAGCCCGGCUAAAGCAAGGUCAAAAUCAUUAAAACAAAAUAAAUAAUAAACUUUUUAGUUAUCUGUAAAUUGUUAAGCGUUUGACAUUUAAAUACUCUUCACCCAUCAAUUAUUAAAUCAAACAACACAAUACCCGAAAACCAACAACAAACAAACAGCGAACACAACACACGUGACACAACUAGAAGUGACGUCACACGGGAAAUUUCAAAAUCCUUCAAAGCUAAUGAUGUCCAAUUGUGCAACACACACCAACAAUAAGAGAAACGUAAAAAACAAACAAUAAAUAAAAUCGUAUGAGAUAGAGUGCGUAAAUACAUGUGUGUACUUGCAUAUGUGUGUAAUUUAGCCAAAUGUCCGCCUUACACUACAAGUCGACACUUUGGUGUCAUUUAAAAUGGCUGUGUCUUCUGGUCGUCUUCAUACUACUGUGCGAAAGUGUCCAGGCAAAUCCCGACGCAAAACGAUUGUACGAUGAUUUACUCAGCAACUAUAAUCGGUUAAUACGACCCGUUAGCAACAAUACCGACACAGUUUUGGUAAAACUAGGUUUAAGAUUAUCACAACUUAUUGAUCUGAACCUAAAAGAUCAAAUUCUAACGACGAAUGUGUGGUUAGAACACGAGUGGCAGGAUCACAAAUUCAAAUGGGAUCCUUCGGAAUACGGUGGCGUAACAGAGCUGUAUGUGCCAUCAGAACACAUUUGGUUACCGGAUAUUGUAUUGUACAACAAUGCUGACGGUGAAUAUGUAGUGACAACAAUGACAAAGGCCAUUUUACACUACACUGGCAAAGUGGUAUGGACACCACCCGCCAUCUUUAAGUCAUCCUGUGAAAUCGAUGUGCGUUAUUUUCCCUUUGAUCAGCAAACCUGUUUUAUGAAAUUUGGUUCGUGGACCUAUGAUGGUGAUCAAAUUGAUUUGAAACAUAUUAAUCAGAAAAAUGACAAGGAUAAUAAAGUCGAAAUUGGUAUUGAUUUACGGGAAUAUUAUCCUAGUGUGGAAUGGGAUAUUUUGGGUGUACCAGCUGAGCGUCAUGAAAAAUAUUAUCCCUGUUGUGCUGAACCAUAUCCUGAUAUUUUCUUUAACAUUACAUUACGCCGUAAAACACUAUUUUAUACCGUCAACUUGAUCAUACCCACUGUUGGCAUUUCAUAUCUAUCGGUGUUGGUGUUCUAUUUACCAGCCGACUCGGGUGAAAAGAUUGCUUUGUGUAUUAGUAUUCUGCUCUCGCAAACAAUGUUCUUUUUACUUAUAUCCGAAAUUAUACCCUCCACAUCGUUAGCUCUGCCGCUUCUGGGUAAAUAUUUACUAUUCACCAUGUUGCUGGUAGGCCUGAGUGUUGUCAUUACGAUCAUCAUACUCAAUAUACACUAUCGUAAGCCCAGCACACAUAGAAUGGCGCCCUGGGUGAGAUCGUUCUUUAUAAAGCGGCUGCCAAAAUUGCUGCUGAUGAGAGUGCCCAAUGAUCUGCUAAGAGAUUUGGCGGCUAGUAAGGUCAAUUAUGGCAUGAACUUUAAUAAGACCAAAUUUGGCAAAGCUUUAAUGGAUGAAAUGAACAUUAAUUCAGGCAAUUCAAGUCCAGAUUCCAUACGACGUAUGCAGGGUCGUGUAGGCAAUGGUCUAAGCAGUGCCUCGGCUACAAAUCGAUUCAGUGGCAUGAUGGGUGUAUUAGGUGGUGGCCUUAGUACUCUAAGUGGCUAUAAUGGUUUGCCUUCGGUGCUGUCUGGCCUGGAUGAUUCAUUGAGCGAUGUGGCUCCACGUAAAAAAUAUCCAUUCGAGUUGGAAAAAGCCAUACACAACGUCAUGUUCAUACAAAAUCACAUGCAACGCCAGGACGAAUUUAAUGCUGAAGACCAAGAUUGGGGUUUUGUGGCCAUGGUUUUAGAUCGUUUAUUUUUGUGGAUUUUUGCCAUUGCUUCGUUAGUGGGCACUUUCAUGAUUUUGGGUGAGGCACCUUCCCUAUAUGAUGAUACCAAACCCAUUGAUGUGGAACUAUCUGUAAUUGCUCAGCAAAUUUACAAUCUAACUGAAAAGAAAUCCUAAAUGUUUUAAAUUUCAACAAACAACACAUAAAAUAAGAAAAAAAAUUAUAUAAAUUAUAAAAGCAACAACAACAACAAAUGGCAACCAAAUGUUAACAACAAAAUAUUUAUAAUUUUAAGUAAACCAAUACAAAAACACACUGACACACCAACACCACAACACAGUUUAGACACACUUCCAAAAACAACUUAAAUAUUAACUAACAAAAAAAACAACAAAAUUAAGAAAAUGCCAAUAAAAAAAU